AUGCCUUCUAUCUCACCGCUACCCAUCACUACCCCACCCACAGAACAAGGCGAAUCCUCCGCAGACGUAGCCACCUCCUCGGCCCUCGAGUCUACCCAGCCCUCUUCCUCUCCCCCCGCCUCUACCUCGGCCGCACAAUCCUCGGCGUCUCCUUCCGAGGCCGCCUCCUCGUCCGUCUCCCCUUCCUCCUCUCCGUCCGCUUCCCCCAGCGAACAGCCGUCGACAUCAGCCUCGGCCAGCCCGUCACCGAGUACCAGUGCAGAAGAAAGCAGUGCUGCGCCAAGCACGAGCCAACAACCUAGUUCGACACAGCAAAGCUCUACUGCCGCUUCAUCGACAGAGUCUUCGUCGCCUGGCACCUCUUCGAGCGUGGCCCCGAGCUCAUUGUCGUCGUCUGAUUUUGUCGCUCCCAGCGAUACUUCAUCCAGCGCACCACUAACGUCCUCUGCCCCCACUAGUUCGCAAGUGCAGAGCUCCGCUGCCCCGUCUUCUUCGUCAUCGUCCGUGGCCCCAGUCGUCCUGACUUCGACCGAUACCUCGACCGCGAGCUCUGCGUCGGGCGAGACGACAGCCACGAGCGCCCUCUCGGUGACCACCACAGAUGCAUCUGGCAAGACGGUCACCACCGCGCCCUCCGUCCUCACACAGGCUCUGACUUCAACCGAUUCAGCCGGAAAAAUCUACACUGUCACCCAAAUCGUACACAACCCCUCCUCCACCGGUACCUCCAACGCGGCCGCAGGAGAUGAAGGCUUCUUUAGCAAUACAGGAGCCGUGGCCGGGACAUUUGUGGCUGUGGGUCUUGUGGCAAUGUUGGGGAUCAUGUCGUUUGUCAUAUUCAUGCUCCGUCGAAGGAGACGACAGCGUCUCGAUAGAGAUGUUGCCGCAGCUGCUUCUGCCGCCAAUCACCACCACGACCGAUCGGGCUAUGAUGAUGACGAAGAGGCGCCUGCUAUCGCAUCAUAUGGCGAUCAGCCCGCCAUGGCCCAGUACGGUGGCCACUAUGCUGCCACCACACCGAGCGGUACCGACAUCUACUCUCAGCCCCAGCCCAGCAAUGGCCAGUACCAAGACUACGAAGACCCCACUGGCGGGUAUGAUGGGUACGACCCGUACGCUGUCAAUCUCGUUAAUAUGGCGCCUCAGGGUGGUGAUAGAGCCUCUACUGCUACGGAUGCGGGUAUGGCAGGAUUUGGCGCUACUAGCGCUCAGGUGGACUACUCACCUGAGGACCCUUACGUGCACGAUCCCAGCGCGCAAGAGUACAUGUCCGACCCCCACCAUCCUCAGCCAGACUUUUCUGUCCCUGCCCCUCCGCCGCCGACGGCGGGCAACUACUACUACUUUGACCCGAGCCAGGCUUAUGCCUAUGCGGAUGAUGGGGUCUAUGGCGGAUACGAGGACCCAGCCGGACAAGGACAGGGGCAUGGUCAAGACAACUGGGAGCAGCCAGUAGCGGGGCGCAGACGUGCGGGAAGCGAGGGAAGUGUCGCUGCCAAGCCCGGGGAUGAGCGAGGGCUCACAAUCGCAAACGUAUAA
Cryptococcus wingfieldii CBS 7118 is the source of this 1539-nucleotide messenger RNA. RefSeq lists its product as hypothetical. Bases 1 to 1539 code for a protein of 512 amino acids. The transcript has 2 exons. Lineage: Eukaryota; Fungi; Basidiomycota; Tremellomycetes; Tremellales; Cryptococcaceae. The record is from RefSeq and is a predicted model, not a curated record.